This is a messenger RNA of Symbiodinium natans, 2439 nucleotides long. NCBI's taxonomy places the organism in Eukaryota, Dinophyceae, Suessiales, Symbiodiniaceae. The record is from the annotation of a GenBank genome assembly.
AUGGUGUGCCUGGCACUCUUAGGGCUUCAGCUGCCCACGCUGGCCUUCGGCACGGAGCGGUGCGGAGGAUCCCUGUACAUCUUCUGGGACCGAUCCUGUGGCCAGGAGGAAGGCACCCUUCCCAGGUGGAUCCUUUCCCCAGAGAGACCCGAUCCUACAAGGCUCCGGAACCUGAUCGAGGACGAGGAAGGAUGCCAUGUUUGGGCCGCUUGGGCGACGGAGGAGGAGGCCAUCGCUGGUGUCCACAGCUGGUCGGGCUGGGAUCCUUGCUGCACCUCUCGGGCCGGUAGAAAUUUCUCGGCAAGGAUCGUGGGCUUCGAGAACGACAGCAUUCAGGUGUCCGGACUUUGUGAUACUGACGGUGGCAUAAGGCUUGCGAAUCGAGAGUUCCGAUCGGAGGGCGCUACGGCCUCUGGUCGAUACUGGUACUCAAGCGAGUGUUCCGACAAGGAUUGCUACUACGAAGUGCAAGUCCCAAAAGACUUCGAAGCUCAUGCUCCGGCGGCCGAGGAGGCAGAGCCGCGAUAUCAAGAAGAGGAAGUCGGAGGCACAGAUGACCUGCUUGUCACCGCGCAUCUCAUUUCCGGUGCAGCCCUCCUAGCUCUGGGCAUGCUGCAAGUCCUGCUUGCCUGUGGGCGCCUUCAAAAGCGAAAGCGCAGACUACUACUGCGGCCUGGGGACGCGGAAGUGCUGUGGCCUUGGCGACGUGGAGCUGGCAGCGAUUGGCACCGAUCCGUACCGCAAAGUGCCUGGUGUGUGACGCUUGAAGACCUUUGCCAGUUUCGCCGCCUCGUGAUGCAUGCAGUUGAGACAGGAAAGAUUCAACCACAUGAUCGUGAUAUGUUUGACCCCUCCGACUUGUCCAUAGGACCCAAUGUGCACACAGUCACCGAUCAGUUCAUUAAGCCCGUGACAGCUCGCGCUGGCAACAUGAGCUGGGCUCUUCUUAAAAACCCCGCUGGUGUGAGCUGCGAUGUCUUCGUGACACACUGCUGGGCAGAGGGAAUUUAUGAGUUCAUCGACAGAGUAGAGCACUCUUGGCCUCGAGGAGCACGUGCCGCAUAUGUCUGCUUCUUGUCCAACCCGCAAAACCUGGACAUUGCCGGCCUAAUCGCAAGUCCUCGUGAAUCACCUUUUGCACUCGCCUUGCAGGCAGCUCCUAUCAUGUUGGUUCUGCCGAACCACAGCCUUAGCAUUUACACGCGCCUCUGGUGCUGUUACGAGGCUUUCCUAGCCUGUUCCUGGCGAAAGACCAUUAGGGUUGCGAAGCGGCAUCAUGACGGACUUUGGUGGUGCAUGCUCCGACUUGGAGGCUUGUACGUUGCAGCUGCCGGGGCGAUGUGUUUCUUACCAAUCAGGGUCGACAUGGCCAUCAUCGGACAGCUUCACACGAUUCUGUCGGUUGCUGCAGGCAUCUUCUAUGUCCUGGCCGCUGCAUUUGUGCAAAAAGGGAUCUUUGGGACGCUGACCUUGACGUUCAACGCACUCACCGGCAUCUGCCUAAGCAUGGGCCUGCUGGGCGGAUACAUUGAGGCCGUGGGUCUGCAGCGUGAAAUGCUCUAUUCCGGGCAAGAUCUGGGGCGCCUCUUGAGCUGGCUGUGUGGGCUUAUCAUCACCUGCUGCCUGGAGUUUGACCGCAUCAUGGCCUCGGAUGCGUCGCUUCGCAGCAAGCUCCUGCGAAAAGACUUCUCCGGCAGGCUGCUGGAUGCGAGGUGCUCAUCUGAGUCCGACAGAGAGAGCAUCCUCGAAGAGUUGUCGCAGAGCGGCAAGGCGAAGGAGGUCGAAGAGGCUGUAAAGUUCCUCUUGCAAAUGAACCUCAUGACGCCGGAGCUGCAACGCACCACCGCUUUGACUGGCGCGCUGGGGGAUGUCUCCCUAUUCAAAAGCUCUUGGGUUGCUGUGGGCGUCAUGCUCUGGGUGGCACUCCCCAUCCAGACUUUGACAACUCCCGGCACGACCCCGCUGCAGCAAGUUCCUGCUGCCGCGAUGCUGGUUCAGGGAUGCCUCUGGCUAGCAUUCUUCCCACGCCUGAGCGAUGAACGGAAGACCUUUGCCUCCGUCACCCUGAAUUUCUGGGAACUGCUCGGUGAAUGUAUCCUGGUAGUCUUUCUGAUCGAAGGCGCUGCUCAUGUCGACUGGUAUCUGAUUCCAGGCGCCCUCAUCGUGAGCCCUUUGUGCCUGUCCCUGUCGAUUGCCGGGCCGUCCCGCGUUGCACGAAUUCCCACCCUGGGAGUUCCGGUGGUGCGGUUUUUCCUCGGCCAGAAGCAUCGUCAUCCCUGCCCUGGACGGCGAAGCCGUCUUGAGGCCUCCCAAAGCCCUCCGGAAGAUGUCCAGGACGCGACCGUGACCGUGGACAUCUGCUCAGAGGUGCCCACAGUGCCCACACCCCGAAAACCCAACUCUACAGCGACUCUGGGGUCGAAGUGUUCGGCAUCUUGA